Messenger RNA from Amoebophrya sp. A25, 1176 nucleotides. The record is from the annotation of a GenBank genome assembly. Lineage: Eukaryota; Dinophyceae; Syndiniales; Amoebophryaceae.
UGGAGUCGUUGAGGGGCUACGAAUUGUCGAAAUUUGGAAAAAAUGGUUAGGGUUCUUCAACGUCGAGUCAACCUCGAACAAAGAGAGUGCGCACUGCAUAUGGACGAAAAUGCAGCAAAUGCGUGAAUCUGCUGUGCUGAAAGGUGUGAGCGUCAUCCCCACUUUCGGCGUCGGAAAUUCACCGCCAAAGUCACUGAAGUCAUUCUUCAAUGGAAUGUGCACUGGUGGGAUGCAGAGCGCCACGUUAGGUUUCAGCUCCACUCCGGGACUGAAAAAAGUUAGCGACUCUCUCCUCGAUGAGCACAACGCAUAUAAUAUCACCGGCGUCUUUAACCCGAGAUCGCUUCUUGUUUCUCAAGACGAUGCUGACCACUGUACUUCUUCUACAUGCUGGCACGUGAACCCAACACUGUUUUGGCGGGAGACGGCGUUUGAUUUGCAUUAUGGAACCAAUGCGAUGGACGCGUUUCCACUGGUCAAGCCUGACGGGCAAAGCCAGCUCUCACAAUGUUUCAAGGAGUUUCAGACCUGGGUGACGGCUGCCCGAGCCCAUCGAUCGAACGUCGAAUGGACCUUCGACUGCCAGAAUGCGAUGAAUUUCUGCACCAGCUUGAGUCAGACUCGUCUUCCGCCUAGUACAAGUAGUGUUCGAGAGUCCCCCAAUAUGAAAUCCCCAACAGCAGGUGGCGUAGAACUACUCGCAGACGAUGAAGAAACUCAUUUUCGCAAAGUACAAUCGAUAAAGCGGGGAUCUCUUGUGCAAAUUUCUGGGUUGGUAUCUCAGUCUCAACACAACGGCUCUAUUGGGGUGGUAACCACGGAAUAUAGUGCAGAGCGGGGUCGCAUCGGAGUGCGUAUUCUCGUCAAGGCUGACGGAAGCCAUGAUGUGGUAGCAGCUGAAGACGAGUCCACCAGGCACACGAGGACCAUCGGGCUGUUGCUUCGUCCUGUCAAUCUUGCACACUUUGUAACUUCCUCCACACAAGAACAAGCUGACGAUGACGAACAACUACGUAGCAACAAGCAGAUCGACAGUACUGCUGGUCGUGCUCGCUUGUUCGACGUGAUUACGAGUUCUAAUCUUGCUGACCACAUGGCAUUGCUCACGGUUGUGCUGAUGACGCGGCCGCUGCUUCGCGAUUAUGGAACGCUGCUCACUAGCACCUUUCUCCACCG